GACGGCGACUAGCAACAGUGAACAAUUGUAGUCCGAAGGAUGUUAUUAUAGACGGCCUCAUCCUCUCUUUCUUUUCACUUCAGCUCAUUAACGUUGGCAGCUUAUCCAGCUAAAAAAUUUAGCGUACGUUGGGCCAACGUCAGCAACUAAGCCACUAAGUCUUUAUGUUAGAGUCUAGUCCCAUUGUUUUUAUUUUAUAAGUGUUGUGGCGAUUCGGUUUAAAAUUCAGACCAUGGAGUUACAUGCUAAUGACUUAACUUUCGCCGAAGCUUAUUUUUUGUUGAAAAGAAAGGAAGAAUCCCAGUCGAGGACGAAGCGCGUAGAGAGAAUAAUCUACGUGAGCUCCUACGUCGACCUAGAGACAGCCAUGUUGAAAAUUGUUCGCAUUCUGGAGGAGGGAUCGGCGGCCGGUUUAAAACUGAUCAAAUCCUUGUUAUCGACAGUGACCGAGUCGUUCGUCCUUCCGGCGAGUUCUUGGAGGGAUACCAACAACCUCAACAUACUGCACUAUGCCAUCAUCAACAACAGACCUGACGUGAUCAACUACUUACUGACCGACACUGUGUUCUUCUCAAAGUCUCACAUGCCUUCCCUCAACCCAUACGCCCACCUCGCCGCCCUGGUGGGCUACAAGGAGUGUCUCCGCAUAGUACUCCAGAACAGGCCAUGGGAUUUCUUCAGGAUUUCGCAACCCAGCCAUUUUCUCAAACUCCCAGAUGAGAUCAUGAAACGGUUAAAGAUGAAAGAGACGAUCAAAAGCAAUCUGAUGGAUAAAAUAAAAGCGUGCACCGACACUGCCGAGGAGGAGCUGAAGACCAGGGUGUCACAAGACAUGGAGAGCGCAUUUUUCGAAGAGAGCAAGAAAGGGCCCAAGAAACCGUUUGAUAAGCGACGACGCUCGCAGCCGUUCCUCAAGACCAGUAAACACGAUGAGGUCUCUACGACCCCUCAAAAGGAUAAGCCUAAACCAUCCCUGCAAAAAGUGUUUGACGUCAAACCCAUCAUUCACAUCGAAACGGCUAAAACUGACAGUGCUUUGAAAAAGAUCGAAGAGGAACAGAGAAAAGAGCUGGCACUCAGAAAGAGGAAGAUGGGUAAGCACGUGAUCACAGUCUACUGGGAUGUUAUGUCGAAUGAUCCGGGCGGAAUCGUUAAAGGAGCCGGACUGCCCGCCGUUGUCAAUUUCGUUAACACGCUCCAAGUAUCUCGACCCUGCAUCAUGAAGGAAUUUGAUUACAAGUCUAAACUUUACAGGCCCGUCAGCCAUGGCGUGCGGAGAUCGAUCGGCCCCGCCAAGCGAAAAUCAACAGAGCCGGCGUUAUCCUCUACGAUGCUAUCAUCAGACUCCCCAAAACCCCUGGUCCAAAACAAGAGGAUCGAAGUUGGCGUCAGGGGUAAAAAGAAAUACAAAGAAUUCCGUAUUAAAAUCGAUCACCGCGAGACUCGCGAGCCUGAUGAGGCACAGAAAUUCAUGAACAAAACCCCGCUGACCAUCGCGGCUGAACGAGGUCACCUCGACUGCGUCAAAUUUCUGCUUGAGCAAGUAAUCCUUAAGAACAACCCGAUGAUCGCCUCGCGGGAACCUCUAACGUUGGCCACAAAAGCCAGGUGCCCCGAGGCAAUACUUCUUCUCGUCGAUAAAAAAAUGUCUCGCUGGGACUAUCAGAGCGCAGUGUUGGUGGCGAUACGCGAGCUCUUUCCUGACUGUCUGUCGGCCCUGCUGUCGAUCAACGGGAAGGAGCGCACAUCUCUGUUCGACGGCGCAAAUUUAUUCCACGUCCUCUACUCACAAAGCCUCAUCGCCGACUACCGGUACGAAAUGAUGCCGGAAAUGACGCGCGUGCUCAUCAGUUGCAAAGAGAACGUUAACGCCCACAACGUGCACCGCACCUUUCCGAUGUACACGUUGAUCAGCUGUGCGUUCAACAUUACGGUCAUGAAACAGAUGUAUUACUACAUCGAGUGUCUCGUAUUACUUCUCGAAGCCAAGGCGAACCCACAGUACAGCGAGGAGAGGGCGGAGAAAGAUGGCGUGAAAAAUUUGGGGCUGUCCUUCACCAGGAAAUCGUAUUCUUCUGCCAUCAACUGCAUUCUCGAGAGCGCGAAGACAUCCCUGGACUACUUCGAGAAGCCGUAUUGGUCGAAGCUGUUUCUGAAAAAAUUUGUCAUGACGGUAGAAUAUCACGACCGCACAAAAAGAGUUCCCUUAAACGAUGUGCUCUUUGAAUAUAUGAAGUUUGCCUACAUUCUGGGCUUGGAUCGGAGUGUAAUCAAGUCGCUCCUAAGAUAUGGCGCUAACCCAGACUUCCGGAAGGCGGGGAAGUUUGCAAUCAAUAUUUAUUUCGACAGCAUCCUGCCUUACCUGACCAGAUUCGAGGUCAUUGACUCGUACGAUCGAUAUGAAAAGGAACUCAACAACCUGCUGCUGAUAUGUCACUCCAUGACCCACAGAUGCCUGAAUGAUGCCCUGAAGAUUUUCUUGGACGAUCACCUCCUAUGCACGCCGAUACAGGCCUUGCCAAUCUGCCGCUAUUUUUCCCAUCUGAUAAACGAAAUGGUCAAAUCGCCACGUCCCCUGGUAGAGAUUGCGAGCCAAGCGAUUUGGUUAUGCCUGGGUCGUAACAAGUUCAGGGCUCAGAGCCUUGGGCUUACAACGGAGAUGUAUAACCUUGUCGUUCCAUAAUUGCUUUUACUGAUGAAAUUAAAUUAGGC
Molecule: messenger RNA, 2712 nt
Organism: Lymnaea stagnalis (great pond snail)
Lineage: Eukaryota; Metazoa; Mollusca; Gastropoda; Lymnaeidae
Source: the annotation of a GenBank genome assembly